CAGCGUUAAGUAUCAUAUUUCAACUUGGAUCUAUCACGUUGACUUCAAAUUUGUUACAAAAACGUUCAAGAUAAACGUAUUCUUUAACUGAAACUGCAGCUCGUGAUCAGAAGAUACGUACACAGUGAAGAUAACUAGCUACUUAUAUUUUUGUUUAGUUGAUUAUGGCGAUUAUGACGAUUAUGACUGUGCAUUCAUGCUGCCUGAAUGUUUACUGUGAAGGGUCCCAACUAUAACAUUCACGAUAUACCGCCCAUCUACAUCAGAAAGUUUGUAAAUGUAAAUAAGGAGAGGAACUCUCAAUUCUUCUGAGUGCAGUUUUUGAAUAAAUGCCUAUUACUUUAUUUACUGCAACAUUUUUUCACAAUGAGCAAUCGCACGCAGCACCUCUUCGUAGUGGUUUGUUUAUCACUCUUGUUGAAUCAGAGUGACAUUGAUAACUCUCGGUACAGCUUCAAUGUUGAAUGGCAUGAUACAGAAGCUUCUAUCAUACGAACAUUUAUUUUAUUCUAUUAUAAAGUGGAUGGAACAAUUGAACUUUAUGACACGAAAUACCGACGGAUGUUCCUCAGACGUACAAAAUGUGACAGUGUUACUCUUGGUGACCUGCACAUUGAUGCAUCAGUGAACAUCUUAUCGAGGCAGAUGAAAAUUACUGGCUUUGCUGAUGAGUAUACACAUGUGCACUUGGGGAUUGUUAUGCAGAGGACAUUUGCAAUGCUAAAACCUGAUGCUGUGGAAAAAAUGGGCCAAAUAUUAAAGCUGAUCAUAGAAAAUGGAUUUAAAGUUACAAAGUUGAAAAUGGUACAAAUGACAAAGGAACAUGCUCUGGAAUUCUAUGCAGAGCACAAGGGUAAACCAUUCCUUCCCUUCUUGGUAGAAUACAUGACAUCAGGACCAGUUAUUGCAAUGGAGCUCCUUGCAGAGAAUGGAGUGGCAAAAUGGCGUGAACUACUGGGGCCCACUGAUUCUGAACAAGCACGUAAAGAUGCACCAGGCAGUAUACGAGCUCGCUUUGGUAAAGACAAAUCACUCAACGCUGCUCAUGGUUCCGAUUCAUGUAUAUCUGCUGAAAGGGAACUGAACAUUUUCUUUCCAAUGAGUCGGAUUGCCCAAUAUGAGUCCCCGCGGUCCACAGCCACGUUCAAGAAUACCACCUGCUGCAUCAUCAAACCACAUGCUGUUCAGGAAGGUCUGUUAGGAGAUAUAGUAUCAGAAAUACAGGAAAAUGGCUUCAAGAUAACAGCAAUGCAGAUGUUCUACAUGGAGCAUCCGAAUGCUCAAGAAUUCUAUGAAGUUUACAAGGGAGUCUUGGCAGAGUACUCAGGAAUGGUGAACCAGUUGGUUUCGGGAGCGAGCGUGGCAAUGGAAAUUGCAGGGUCUGAUGCAGACACUCCAAGCAAAUUCCGUGCCUUUGUGGGACCUGCAGACCCUGAGUUGGCGAGGAAAUUGCGUCCCACUACACUCAGAGCUAAAUUUGGCAAAACCAGAGUACAAAAUGCAGUUCACUGCACUGAUCUUCCAGAGGAUGGACUUUUAGAGGUCGAAUACUUUUUCAAAAUCCUGGAAUAAGUUUGCUGCUUGCAAUUCUUGUGAAGAUCCAAAAAUGUUUUGUAAUACACAAGAAGCAGAAUUAUUGGGCGUGAAACAUCAUCAGGCACAUGCAGAUAUUGUUAUUUUUUAUAUUGUUCACACUGUGCCAUUACACACUGUUUAAUCAUAAAAAUAUAUUUUGCACAACACUUCUACA
Cryptotermes secundus is the source of this 1750-nucleotide messenger RNA. RefSeq names its product nucleoside diphosphate kinase 7 (gene nmdyn-D7). Gene Ontology annotation, molecular function: nucleoside diphosphate kinase activity; ATP binding. NCBI's taxonomy places the organism in Eukaryota, Metazoa, Arthropoda, Insecta, Blattodea, Kalotermitidae. Bases 367 to 1572 code for a protein of 401 amino acids. The transcript is spliced from 12 exons. Gene Ontology annotation, cellular component: centrosome. The record is from RefSeq and is a predicted model, not a curated record. Gene Ontology annotation, biological process: GTP biosynthetic process; CTP biosynthetic process; UTP biosynthetic process.